Molecule: messenger RNA, 2763 nt
Organism: Trichomycterus rosablanca
Lineage: Eukaryota; Metazoa; Chordata; Actinopteri; Siluriformes; Trichomycteridae
Gene: c2h6orf136
Product: chromosome 2 C6orf136 homolog
Exons: 7
Coding region: 229-1479 (416 amino acids)
Source: RefSeq, a predicted model, not a curated record
AGAUGUGACAUUAGAUUCCUGUACAACAAUAUUGAUAUUUCAGAGCCGGCUGCUGGAUUGAAGUUACUCCAGAAGACUGCGGUUUAACAGGGUUGUGUGACUGCAUUGCAGAGGUGCUGGGACACAGACUGAGGAGUACACAGAAAAAAAUUACUUCUGCUGAUUUCCAUCUUUAUGCCAGCCGCUUGGUGAUCUAGUGCUGUAAGAUUCCAGAGCAGCCUGUCCUGAAUGGCUGUGUGCAGAGGGGGUGUGUCAUUUUGGGUGGGAUGUAUCAGGAGCCACGGUGGCAGGCAGCUGAUACCGAAACAUAGCUGGAGUGUGUGGCAGACUGUCUUGAAUGGCAACAUUAGAUCGCUGAGAAGUGCAACAUGGGCUUUGGCUCCACCAAACAACCUACAUUACCAGUUCGCCCAGAAGCCAUACCUUUCUCAUACCAUAAAUCAUGGGUGCCAGGGUGCAGAGGAAGAUUGGGAGGAGACUGUCAGCAUGUGUGUGCUGCUUAAACCCAGGGAAUCCGAAGAUCAGCCUACGCUGGUUGAGGUUCCCCUGUUCGGACAGGUUAAGCUUAGCGAGCUGCUGGCUUGGGGAGCUAACAAGCCCGCUGACUUUCCUUUCCUGUUAACCACCGUCGAUGGGAGAAGAGAAGAUGACAUAAGUGUUAUUGGAAAGUUAAGGACUGAGACCAAGCCUGAUCCAGAACAGAGCUCUUUUAGGAGUUUAUUCGAGACCGAGGGAUGUCCUGCUCCGUUUACGUUGGGGUCGCGUUUCUUUUGCUUUCACUGUCCUGGGAUGGAGUUUGCGCCCAUGCCGGGGGAUAACCUGAGGACAGGAUACGAUGCGAAUGAAGAUCUUCCGACUUCGUACACCUCUCUGUACAGUUAUGCGGAGAUGCAAAACACACAGAGAGGUUCUAGCGAGAAGGACAUGGAGAAUGAGGAGAAACUGGCUGUGAUGUACGAAAAGCUUAGGAUGGAGCUUCCCAGGUUUUUCUUGAAGAAUCAUGACUACAGCAUGUAUUCUAUUGAUGUGGAGUUCAUUAACGGCCUUCUCAACACCAAAACCAGAGGUCGGGUAGCGUACCAGCUGAGUCUGACGCUGUGGAGAAUCUUGUGCCUGUGUUAUUACGCCGACGCACGGCUGGAGGUGCUGAAGUUAACCAAGCACCCUGAGGACGGCUCCAUCAAAGCACGCUGGAGAGUCAAGGGUCUGCCCUUUCACACCCUGUUCCUCCGCUUCUACAAGAAAGACAAAAGCCAGUUUUACAGGACCUUUGAUGCAUUCUCUACCUUCUACCUGGGAUCUAAUGGACUCAUUCAAUGCCAUAAAGUUGAAAAGGUAAUGCAGGCUCAGCCACCGGUGCUGCCGAAAGUGACGUCCCUGCUAGCAGGAGCUCUGGUGGCCCUGGGGCUUCAGGAGGACCGACCAGCGUUUAAUCUGCUCCCACUGUUCCUGUCUUCCUUCAGACAGGCUCGAGAUUAAGGAGCGCCGCACAUAGCACAGACACGGCAGGUAGAGGGAGGAACGCGCCGCUCUCGACGGGGAUGGAAGACGUUCUCCUACGGAAGGAAUAAUAGACUUGGAGAAGUUGAGACAGCCAUGAAUAUGGAUAAGAACUGUACGUUUGACAGCAGUAACGAAACAGAAGUUCAAGUAUAACACAGUUCUAUGUUGUUGAAUAGAUUUGACAUGAUACUGUUCUGUGUGUCAUUCAAACGUUCUCUGGCGGCAAUACAUCAACCGAUGCUCUGAAACUCAUAACUGCAGGAUUGGCAUGUUAUCUCAUUGCUUCUAUUCUGGUUACUGUAAAGCUUAAGCACCACCAUGGAUUUAUUAACUUAUAAAGGCUGUCUUGGUUCAGAAUUAUUUAAGUUAGUCUCGCCAGGCCAGCAACCAUUCAUUAAAAGCCAUCAGACAAGCUGCUUAUAAAUACAGCUGAAAUCAAGCGCGGCUACGACCACAAAAACCUGCCCCAGUACUGGAAAAGUUGAAACCUUAACACUUAAGUAAACAAGUCUUUAAAGUGAAUGUGUCAGAAAUAUACUUACCAUUUGAUUCAAGUGUCCUUUUCCUUUAGGGCAGUUGUUACCUAGUGGUUAAGGUACUAGACUAGUAAUCAAAAGGUCGCUGGUUCAAGCCCCACCACUGCCAGGUUGCCACUGUUGGGUCCUUGAGCAAGGACCUUAACCCUCAAUUGCUUAGACAGUAUACUGUCACAGUACUGUAAGUCAGUUUGGAUUAAAGCAUCUGCUAAAUGUUGAAAAUGUAAAUGUUCACUUUCGCUUCCUCAGAUUUCGGUCAAUCCUACAUAAAAUCAGUAAUUCAUUCCAUACAAAGACUUAUAAUCAGUUUAAUGCCGUUGAGCUUCAAGCUGUAUAAAUACUGCUGAAAUCAAGUGCAGCUACGACCACAAAUUUUCCAAAACCUGCCCCAGUAAUGGAAAAGUUGAAACCUCGACACUUAAGUAAACAAGUGUUGAAAGUGAGUGUCAGAAAUAUACUUACCAUUCAAUUCUAGUGUCCUUUUCCAUAGGUAAUAUCUUUAGGGCAGUUGUAACAUAGUGGUUAAGGUACUGGACUAGUACUCAAAAGGUUGCUGCCAGGUUGCCAUUGUUGGGCCCCUGAGCAAGGCCCAUAACCCUCAAUUGUUUAGACAGUAUACUGUCACAGUACUGUGUCAGUUUGGAUUAAAGUGUCAGAUUUCGGUCAAUCCUACAUAAAAUCAGCAAUUCAUACCGUUCAAAGACUAAUAAACGGUUUAAUGCCA